GUUCAUUGACAAUACAAGACCAAUGCCCUAUUUAAAUGAAUAAAAAAAAAUACGACAUCUCCCUCAAUUUCGCAUGGCCGCACGACACGAAUACGCUCCAGUAACCCCCUUCGAAGAUCCCAUAAACAGUUUCGUCGGGAUCACUUCUGCACUAAUACACGACUGCAUCGAGUACCACCAGGGUCGGGGAACCCUCGUAUCCCUCUCGAUCCAGAACGCCGACCUCCCACAGCGGUACUGGUGCCUUUCCCGGCUAGCAGAGCUCCGGGAUCAGGAUGGUAGGGACUCGCAGGAGCUACGCCACGUCCUCCGUCGGGUCGCGGAGGAGUGGAUUGGGGAGUCGGCACGACGGGGGAGACAGAGAAGAGACUUUGAACGAUUUCAUCUCCGGUUCAGCGAGUUUGUGAGGGAAGUCCGGCAGAGUCUGGCCCUGAGUGACUCGGUUGCUCUGCGCGGACACCGGGAUAGGAUCCGGGCGUUUUUGGGUGUGCAGAGAGUAGGAGCUCCUCAGGGAGGCCUGAAUGACGCGCGCGUUGGUGAUAGACGAGAGGCGGUUGCUUUGUAUGAUGUUUUGCAGGGCCUUGACGCAUUGUUGCAUGGGCGACGGAAUCAUGGCAAUAUCCUCUCACAGCUUGUUUCGCUAGACACCGACAAUCUCCUCAUUCGACAUCCGGACAUGGAAGAGCUCAUCAUGGCACGAGAUGUUAUCUGCGGGAUCGUCCCUGGUCCGUCGAUCCUGACGUUUGAGACUGCAGUGAGAAGGUUCUUCGUGUCGCUCCUUGCGACGAGGGGAAUGAUCAGAUUCUUUCAGGAACGACAGAAGUUGGCGCGGCUGUGUGAGCGUGUUGUGUUUGGUGAGCAGGAUGCUGUGGAUGCGCUUGAUGAGGCGCGUCAGGUUUUACAUCAAGAAGCUCCCAAUUCACAGCCACAGCCACAGUAGCCUACCCAUCGUCUUCACGAUCCUGCACCGUACAAGAAGCGUCAUCACAUCCACCAUCUACACUGGUGCGAUUCGACUACAUGUCGGCAAGAGACCAGGCGCACCGAAUCUCCUUCGCAUCCUCCACCGGCGUCAUCAUCUUGGUACAACUCUCCACCCCACCUAUUCCCUAUCGCCCCCUUCGACCCCGAUCACCCCCCGCCAGUGCCUUCUCCUUUCAUCCCACCUGAGCCGCAAUUCCCAUCUCACUCUCAGACCGGACGAUUUACUUACUGGGUCCAAUGACUGAUGUGUUGAUUCUUUAUAACUUAUAUUAUUUAAUAUUAUUAUAGACAUACUACUGGAGAGAAAGCCUUCAGAUGUUACAACUUGUGAUUUCUGUCUGUUCGCCAACACCAACACCGAUCCUAUCUCGGGUCCGAUGCC
Messenger RNA from Desarmillaria tabescens, 1366 nucleotides. RefSeq lists its product as uncharacterized. NCBI's taxonomy places the organism in Eukaryota, Fungi, Basidiomycota, Agaricomycetes, Agaricales, Physalacriaceae. The transcript is spliced from 2 exons. The coding region runs from base 74 to 940 and encodes 288 amino acids. The record is from RefSeq and is a predicted model, not a curated record.